AUGACUGCUACCACUACCACUAAUACUACGGUUGCCGUCGCCGGUGGAACUAAAGGUCUUGGUCUAACCAUUGCAGAAGCAUUGGCCAUCCAUGGCAAGCACAAUGUGGUCAUACUCAGUCGAAAGAGUACUCCUAGUCUAGACGAGAAGCUACCAGCUCGUUUGGUCGUUGUUGAUUAUGACAACGUACAAAACCUGACAGAGGCUCUCGAAGAAAACAAAGUCAGCGACGUGAUCUGUACCAUCAACGCAUAUGGAAGCUCUCUACCAGAAAGGAACCUUAUUCGCGCGGCGGAGAACUCCUCUACGACAAAGCGAUUUAUCCCCAGCAUUUUUGCCGGGUUCGCAUAUCCCACCAAGUUAGUAUCCCGAGGUCGCCAAAUCCAAAACAGAGGCGCUAGAGGAACUGGCGAAGACAUCCUAAUUCACACUGCUGUCUACAACGGCAUGUUCAUGGAUUUCUACGGGUCUCCUCUGCUCAAAUCCAACGUCGGUUUCUUUCCGAUGUUUGUUGAUAUAGCCAACAACGUGGCAGCCAAACCCGGAUCUGGAGACCAAGCCGUCGUGCUCACCCGGGUUCUGGACAUUGCGAGAUUCGUUGUCCGCAUCCUCGAUCUUGCGGUCUGGCCAAAGGAAAGCUAUUUCAUCGGUGAUAGGGUUACGAUUCAUGACUUUGUAAAUAUGGCUGAAGAGGCGAGAGGUACCAAGUUCCGUAUCACCUAUGACUCUAAGGAAGAAUUAGAAGCAGGACAGGUCACGGAAUUACCUUGCUACGAGACCACCUUUGCUGUAGUGGGCAAAGAAAUGACCAAGCAACUAUUUGCUCAGACUGGGUUGUGGAUUAUCGGAAAUGAGCUUGACCUCAGACCUGUCAGCACUCUCAAUGAGACUUUCCCGGAUAUCAAAACUAUGACCUUGCGGAGAUUCCUCGAGCUUUCAUGGAAGGUUUAG
Molecule: messenger RNA, 951 nt
Organism: Aspergillus eucalypticola CBS 122712
Lineage: Eukaryota; Fungi; Ascomycota; Eurotiomycetes; Eurotiales; Aspergillaceae
Product: NmrA-like family protein
Exons: 4
Coding region: 1-951 (316 amino acids)
Source: RefSeq, a predicted model, not a curated record